Molecule: messenger RNA, 213 nt
Organism: Echinops telfairi (small Madagascar hedgehog)
Lineage: Eukaryota; Metazoa; Chordata; Mammalia; Afrosoricida; Tenrecidae
Product: mitochondrial import receptor subunit TOM5 homolog
Exons: 2
Coding region: 1-213 (70 amino acids)
Cellular component (GO): mitochondrial outer membrane translocase complex
Source: RefSeq, a predicted model, not a curated record
AUGUCUAAGAGUAAGGAGCGAGGGGUCAAGAGAGCAGGCGCUGAAGCCCAGCCCCGAUGUCUCCGAUCGAUCGAGGGCCUCGCCGAAGCUGGACCCGAGGAAAUGAAACGGAAGAUGCACGAGGACAUGGUCUCCUCCAUACGGAACUUUCUUAUUUACGUGGCCCUGCUGCGAGUCACUCCAUUUAUCUUAAAGAAAGUGGAUAGUGUAUGA